Molecule: messenger RNA, 311 nt
Organism: Paramecium pentaurelia
Lineage: Eukaryota; Ciliophora; Oligohymenophorea; Peniculida; Parameciidae
Source: the annotation of a GenBank genome assembly
AAUGGUUUAAUUGGCUUCCAAUAGAAGCAUGAUGGUGAAAGCCAUCAAUUCUACCUGGAGCAUAAUUCAAACUUUAUACUUUGCCAUAAUUCUCUUCUUCUUUACUCUUUUUGGUAUGAAGAAAGAAUCUAAUAAAUAUUCAAAAGAGGAAUUAAAAUAUAUAAUAAAUGAAAGUAAUGAUUGCCAUAUAUUAUUUUUAGAAAUGCCUAUCAAGAGAAAACCAAAGGAUGACGAAGAUGAUAAUGAUAAAGAAGGAACUAAACCAAAAAUUUUUAGAGGAUUUGGAGGAGGAGCAGAUUGUAAAAGUUGAG